This is a messenger RNA of Anneissia japonica, 391 nucleotides long. Its product is annotated as ryncolin-1-like. NCBI's taxonomy places the organism in Eukaryota, Metazoa, Echinodermata, Crinoidea, Comatulida, Comatulidae. The transcript is spliced from 2 exons. The annotation marks the transcript as partial. The record is from RefSeq and is a predicted model, not a curated record.
GUAUUUCAGCGGCGACAAGAUGGAUCUGUAGACUUCAACCAAAAUUGGCAAAAUUAUAUGUCUGAAUUUGGUGAUUUGAGUGGCGAGUUUUGGCUCGGAAACAAUAAAAUCCACAAAAUUACGUCGUCGGCAAAGUAUGAAUUUCGGAUAGAUAUGGUUACCCGUGAUGGCAACGCUUAUCACGUCACCUACGAGUCAAUUGAGAUUGGAAGUGAGAGUGACAACUUCAGGCUGAAUUUGGGAGAUUACAUCGGCGUUAAGUCUAGUACAGAGGAAGGGCUUGGUUACACCGAUUGGAGCGCAAACAGAUACAACAAUGGCAUGAGCUUCUCUACAAUUGACCGAGAUAACGAUCAUUUCAUUAUUAGUUGUAGUAGUUUGUUUAAGUGCG